This is a messenger RNA of Amaranthus tricolor (Joseph's coat), 2859 nucleotides long. RefSeq lists its product as uncharacterized. Bases 1055 to 1981 code for a protein of 308 amino acids. The transcript has 2 exons. The record is from RefSeq and is a predicted model, not a curated record. NCBI's taxonomy places the organism in Eukaryota, Viridiplantae, Streptophyta, Magnoliopsida, Caryophyllales, Amaranthaceae.
GACAACGUAGACUACUCCGGUCGCUUUGUUAUGGAUAGGGAAUUUAUCUCCAUAGAUGAGUUACAUAGUUGGGCCGAUGCGAUAGCAAUAACAAUCGGUUUUCAAUUUACACGUGCUUCUUAUAAAAAGAAAGAAGGACGUUCCAGAGUUAGUUGUUAUUUAAGAUGUCACCGCUAUGGUAAACUUAGGGGUGAUGUAGAUAAUGCUGCCCGACCUGGUUCUAAAAGUAGGAGUUGCGGGUGUAAAUUUAUGAUUGUAGGAAGUAGUCGUAAACCAGGAGAAAGACCUUGGACGGUAAGGGUGUGUCCUGGUGAAAAGGGAAAACAUAACCACCCGUUCUUGGUGUACAGAGAUGGUCAUGUAAGGGCGAGGAUUAAUGUAGAUAUUCGGGAGCACAUAGGACAGCUUAGUGCAACCGGAAUGCAACCGGCCUUUAUUAUGAAUUCUAUUAGAGAUAAUUUUCCUGGUUUUUAUGCUAGUAUGAAUCAGAUAUAUAAUAUUAGGCAAUCAAUAAGGAGAGAUGAAAUGGAGGGCAGGACUCCCCUUCAACACUGUCUUCAUAUGGCCACAGAACAUAAUUAUGUGGUCUGGACAGAGUUGGAUAAUGACAGGCACUUGAGCAGACUUUUAAUUGCAAAUCCUACUUCAAUCCAAAUGAUACGUACGUGGCCGUAUGUUGUGCUGAUAGAUACAACGUACAAAACGAACAAACCGAAGUGGCCACUAUGUGAAGUGAUCGGAAUGACGCCAACAAAUCACAACUUCUUGGUUGCGUUUUGUUUGAUGCGAGAUGAGGCGGCUGUGUCGUACUCGUGGGUGCUGCAGGGAUUGAGAGAUAUUUUCGGCACUGCUCAGACUCCUAGCGUCAUUGUAACCGAUCGUGACGAAAGUUUAUCUGCAGCUAUUCGUGACGUCUUCCCAGGUAAAAACGCUUUGUGAGUUCAUUAUUGUGGUUAUAUCUAUUGAUAAUGUCUUAAUUACGUUCACUGUUUUGUUUAAUGUAAAUGUACGUCAUUUGUUAUGCACCUGGCAUAUUGGCAACGAUGUUGAGAACAUGGUGGACAAGUUGUGCGGCGGCAAGAAAAAUCAACAAGGGCAGUUAUUCAGGAAAAGUAGAUGGAACCCCUUGGUUGAAAGUGCUACAAUCCGGGAAUAUGAAAAGAGAUGGGAAGGGAUCGUCAGUACGUGGUCGGUUAGGAACCGAAGGGUCGUUCGAUAUUUGACUGGAACAUGGAUUCCACUUAGAGAGAAAUUUGUGCGUGCGUGGACGAAUGAUUGUUUACACUUGGGUAACCAUACUACCAGCAGAGUGGAAAGCCAACACUCGUCUUUUAAGUAUUACCUUGGUAGCGGUAAUAGCUCAUUCGAUACCCUUUUCAAAAGGGCGCACGCACAGAUUACAAAUCAACAAGCUAAAAUCCGACAAUCGCUACAGGAAUCCAUGACUUCUGUACCAAGAACGCUACGACAAUAUUUCUUUAGACCUCUAUAUCGCCACGUGUCUCUCUAUGCCUUGGAGCAGAUCCAGAAUGAGUUUAACCGCAUCUUAGAACUGGGUGAUUUUGUAUUGAACAAAUGCGGUUGUGUACUUCAAAAAACCCAUGGAUUGCCGUGUGCAUGUUAUUUACAAAUGACCAUUGGAUCACAUGGUGCUUUGUACUUGGAUGACAUUCAUGAAUUCUGGAGUACUUUGAGGUACACAGAGGUAGGAGACGAACCCCAUGAAGAAGUACGAAACGCGAACGCCAAUGACAAAGAGUACUUUGAAUCUCUGGUCGAUGAAGUCCUUAAAUCUGAUCCCGCUUUUGUUCGCCGAAUGGCUGAGGUACUUGAAUAUGAAUUACACCCAGAUGGUGCGGAUAUACCUGAGCCUUACGCUAGUCCACCGAGAAAGGGAAGACCAAGCACUAGUAAAAACAUGAGAAGGAGAAAAAGUUCAUUUGAAUAUAGCCGAUCAUCUUCUCGUGGUCGAGGGUCUUGAUCUUCUUCCCGCGGGAGAUCAAGUGGCAGAUCUAGUGGCCGAGAGACGCAAUCUUCAGUAGGAAUUAAGUUCAGUUUCAACUUAUCCGAUGAUCCAGGAGGUCGUGAUUUCUCACAGUUUCCAUGGCCUGAUUACAUCCCAUUCAUGCUUCCUCCUUAUUUGUUCGACUGGAUUGAUGUGUUAGGUGAUGGUAACUGUGGAUUUAGAGCAAUUGCCGUCACAGAGCUGGGAGGCGAGGAAGCAUGGCCUUUUUUAAGACGUGCUAUGAGUAUGGAAAUGCAAAUGAACAGAGCGCAAUACCUAACUUUGUAUCUAUCUCAGGAGUCACUAGACGAGUCAAUAUUCAGAGUAGGUUCACACACCGAUGGACCUGCUCCUUUCAUGCACUGGUUCGAUGCACCGAUGGCUUUCUACUCUGCAGCAACGUUUCUUAACAUUGCCAUUGCUUUUUAUGGUUCUGCUGACGGUGAUUCGCAACACAGCUGUUUGAUUCUUCCGUUAAGAAAAGCACAGGCCGCGAGAAGUGUAAAUAAACUAAUACAUAUACUUUGGGUUAAUCGAAAUCAUUUUGUUCAACUUUUUAUGAACGACGAUUCAUCCCCUCUGCCGCCGAUCCACCCACGUUGGAAACAAGCAGCUGACAAUUUUGCGAAAGAUCUUGACACAAAUUUCACUACAAGGAUUAUGCUGUGGAAUAAUCUACGCGGGGCACACCCACCAACAAAUAACACCGCUGACGAUGCUGUAAAUUUAGAUACUCCAUAGAAUUUAUACACGACAUUCAUUAAAAGUUGUAUAUAAUCCAUAAUUAUACUACAGUGUGUGGUGUUAACAAUUUAUUUAUUUCUUUGAUUAAUAGGAGGAAUUUAUAAUGCUGG